Actinia tenebrosa (Australian red waratah sea anemone) is the source of this 1385-nucleotide messenger RNA. RefSeq lists its product as uncharacterized. NCBI's taxonomy places the organism in Eukaryota, Metazoa, Cnidaria, Anthozoa, Actiniaria, Actiniidae. The record is from RefSeq and is a predicted model, not a curated record. Gene Ontology annotation, molecular function: actin filament binding. Gene Ontology annotation, cellular component: cytoskeleton.
CAUGCUAUAUCUUAUAUGACUGUCUUAUGUUUCGAAAUCCAGGCCAAACCAGAUUUAUUGGUUGGGGUGAACUUUAAGGGUGAAGUCGUUGAGGGUCAGGAGGAAGUAGAAGCUUCAGCAUGGACGAUCCAUUUGGGUAUUCAUAAGGCGAGGCCAGACGCUCUUUGUGUUUUUCAUCUUCACCCUCCUUAUGUCACGGCUCUAGGCAUACUGAAGGACUUGCCCUUCGACAUGUACCAUCAAAAUUCUUGUUAUUUCUACAAUGAAUUUGCAUACGACAAAGACUUCAGUGGACUGAGUUUGGACACAGACGAGGGAGAACGCAUCGCAAAGCACAUCGGGAACAAAAGGGUCUUGUUCAUGUGUAAUCAUGGUGUAGCUGUCGUGGGGAAAACUGUGGCAGAAACGUUCAAUGACACUUACUAUAUUGAAAGAGCUUGUAUGUAUCAGACGCUUGCCAUGUCCACAAGCCGAGAACUACAGAGGUUACCUGAACAUGUAAUCAAGAUAACCAAGGACCAGUAUGACUCAGUACGUUCAUACUAUGGCAAAGCCUUCUUUGAAAGCGUUAAGCGUAUCCUCAGCAAAAAAGAAUGAAAAUUAUAAUGACUAGACAGAAAAAAAGCAAUAGAGGCUUUGCACCAUCACAUGAUGCCAGCCAUGACAGGAGGCACAACAACAGAGCAUUUUUCCCCUCGGAAAGUGAAUUCUUUCAGUCUCAUGUAAAUCAGACUAGACCAGAUUCAAUUGUUCCUGCCUCCUGUCAUGGCUGCYAUCACGUGAUGGUGAAAAGCCUCUAUUAUGAUUGAAAUCGUCAUGAAGGUUUGUUUGCUUAUUAAAUGACUCUUGCAUUGCUGCACCUUGCACCUUGCACCUUGCAUGUGGCAUGUUUCAUUUUGCUUACUAAGCUUGAAAUGUAUUAUAUAUUCAUAUGUUGUUAAUGUCGGAUUUCAUGGUCGUACAUUUAACACGGUAGCACAUGUAGUAUGGUAGCGCAGUAGCAAAGUAGCGCUUGUUGCACGGUCGCAACGUCAUCGGAUUAACAACAUGCCACUUUGGAGGUAGUUCAAAAGCUCUCAAAUAAACUGUCUUCUCAAAAGGCUACAGGACUGGACAACAUUUCGUGCAGACUUUUAAAAGGAGCUGCGCCAGUUAUUUCCGCUUCCUUACCAUUAAUUAUAAAUAAAGUUAUUGAUACGGGUCUUUUUCCAUCCCAAUGGAAAAUAGCAAAAGUUAUUCCGUUAUUUAAAUCCAAUGAUAGAUCGGAUUCGCAAAACUAUAGACCAAUCUCUUUCUUACCUGCCAUAUUUAAAAUGGGCGAAAGAGUAGUGUAUGAUCAAUUGUAUACUUAUCUAAAUAGAAAUAAUUUGCUUACUAAAUGCCAA